AUGAACGAUGGGAACAUUACGCGGAAUUUCUUUGAUAUGACAAGCCAGCGAAUAUGUACCAUGCGAAACAAUGGUGUUUUAGGCUUGACUUCAAAGCGUUUCAACGAUGAUAAAAUUAUGAAUGUUCGAACACGGGAUCGCGGUGAGCCAUCUUCCGUCAAAUUUUCUUCUGAUGGAAGACUUUGUCUUAUGCAAAGAACUACAACCGCUGUGGACAUUAUAUUUCUCGAAAAAACUGAAAAUUCCUUAUGUCUGGAAAUAACGGUAACUGCGAAGUCCAAGGAGCCUUUACUAGCAGUAGAAUGGGUAACAAAUAGUCAGAUUCUUAUUGUCACAAAUCGUAGUGCUGAAUUAGUAUAUAUAAACGAAGAAAAAAAGACGUCAAAAGUGUUGAAGUCAACGAAUGUGAAUGCAUCGUGGGCGAUUUAUUAUGCUCCAAGUCAGUUAUUACUGAUAGCAAAUGGUGUAGGAUGUGCGAACAUCCAGCCAUUAGUUGUAGCACAUUCAAAUUUUACACGACUGAAGAGUUUUGAAGUGGAAUUUAAUGCAUCAAACACAAAGGAAAAUCUUUUAGAAAAAGACGUAACUGUUGCCACAAUUUAUGGAAAAGUGUACGCUAUGGUUCUUCGCUAUAGCGUGAGAAAUGCUUCAACAGUUGAUCUAGUAAUGUACGAGCUUCCAUCAGAUACAACGAGUGCUGCCGUCUUCAAAUAUUCUCUCGUUCUUGGAUUCACUGGAGGAUGUGGAAUUCAUGUAAUCGAUAAUUUAGUCAUUGUUCAUCAUCAAACAACAGCAAAAUCAUAUAUAUUCGAUGUUGCCAUCAAUUCUUUUCGGGUUAAUCAAUCUCCACUGGUAAUUACCUCGAUUGUCGCAAAUCCUCAACAUCAACCUCCUCCGCCACUCUACACAGGACAUUGGUUCACAUUCUUGCCGAAUAUAGUUAUCGAUUCGAAUGGCGGCGUAAUGUACGGAAUCAAAUUGAAAAACGAGAAUUGUAUGCUGGAAAUUGCUGAAAAGAAUAUAAUGCUUGAAUAUUUGGCUCGGCGAAGGGAUGCGAAUAAAUUACUCAUUUCAUCCUUUUUAAGUUGCCUGAAAGCAAGAGCACUAUCAUUGAGACAAAUUCGGAAGAUUUUUAAUCUGUUAUCGUCAAAUAUAUCUGAAAAUAAUUCCGAUGAUUCAGCUCCAAAACCGGUGUUCUCAUGUCCAAAGUUUGAGAAAAUGCAUAUAAGCCAACAGGAAGUUCAGAGUUGUGUUUUAAUACCUUUAAGAGAUGAUGUUUCUUUAAAUAUGUCGUAUGUGGCCAAUGUAAUGCUGCAAUAUCUUCGUUCAUUAUACGAUAACAAUGUCCCAGUUGAGGCAUAUUUCAUCGAAUUGGUCGUCGAAACAUUGGCUGAAGCUGGAGAAAUGUCGAAAUUACAUCAAAUUGUUACUUAUCGGGUUGUGAAUGAUUCGAAACCUCUCGCUUUCCUCCUUCUAUCGUAUGAAGCCAGAUGCUCUACAUUGUUUCAAAGCGGCGUAGAUAUCCUCGCUAGAAAUAAAGCGAACGACGAAAUUGUCGAAGUUAUGUUGGAAAAGAAGCAAAUCGUUGAUGCAUUUAGAUUCAUCGAUGCCAUGAAUUUGAAUGACAGUCUUCUACCGAAAAUUAUUGAAGGUGCUGAUGAAAACUGCUCAGUUCAAACCAAAUAUGCAAUCAAAGAGCACAUGAUCGAGAAAAGAGUUAAAUCAACGCUUCUAACCAAAUUUGAUGAUUUGUACGAAGAGGAAAAUAUUGAGAAAGCGGAAGAUGAAUUGUCCACAUUUACCCUUUAUGAAUUUUAG
This is a messenger RNA of Caenorhabditis bovis, 1818 nucleotides long. NCBI's taxonomy places the organism in Eukaryota, Metazoa, Nematoda, Chromadorea, Rhabditida, Rhabditidae. The record is from the annotation of a GenBank genome assembly.